This is a messenger RNA of Podarcis lilfordi (Lilford's wall lizard), 14057 nucleotides long. The record is from the annotation of a GenBank genome assembly. NCBI's taxonomy places the organism in Eukaryota, Metazoa, Chordata, Lepidosauria, Squamata, Lacertidae.
CUUACUUUCAAAUACAUGUUUGGAAUGCCCACUGCCAUAAUCCAAAACAGAUUUACAUUGGAUUGUAUAAAGAACACACACACACACACAUAUAUAUAUGAAUGAACUGGAAAGCUUUGCUAAGAAAAUAUAUUUGACAAGGUCAGAUAAACAUUUGAUGAGCGGACAAACAUUAAUAUUCUCUGAAACUUUCGGCUCAACAUGUUAAGAGCCUUCCAUGUUAACUCCAGCUCCAAAAUGCCAGAAAAUUAACUGGAGGAUGAAGCGCUGCAAGGACAAGGGCACCUGCUUCUUGGACACAGCAAUUCAACGGGUGGAGCGCUUCCCGGCACGCCAAUGCUGGUGAGAGGAAAGCAUCGCCCAUUGAAUCGCGCCGGGUUGGGAACCCCACCUACUAAACUGCUUCAUUGCGAGGCUCUUAAGCGGCUUCUGACGCUGCCCUCGCGAGAGCCGCAGACUCUACUCUUUGGGUUUCGCCACCUGCAGCCCAGCCGAGGAAGUUCCACCGCGCGCCCACCAGGGGGCAUUGCAGAAUCCCGGCUGCUCAGGCCAGACGCGGGAGCGGAUUUCUCGCUUCCGUUCGUGCACGGAGCGGGCCGGUGAAUUCUCGGUUAUCAUGGACCCCCCCCCCCAAGCUGCGCCCUUUAGAUAACAGGCUGCAUUGGCUUGGGGGGGGUCGAGGGGGGAACGCAAAAAGAUAACAUUUCACACAAGAGAAUAAAAAACGGAAAGUGCCUCAGCUUCCUCUCUUUGCCGGGGCGGAGAAACCGCUGCCCAGCCCUAUCCCCCCCCCCACUGUCUCCUAUAGGCAGCUCUCACUUCCGCCUCCCCUAGCAGGGGAAGAGCCUCACAAGGAACCCGGAAAGCCUUCCUCCAGGAAAACCAGCUUGCCCCUAAGUGACAUCUUCAUCCUAUCUCUACGGUUCCUUUUCCCCACACUCCUGGGCAGCCAUGGGCGCGGAGCCACGCAGCCGCCAGGAGACUCUGGCUUUGCGGAAGCAGCUCAUCGGGUAAGUGGUGAUUCUGCUGAGAGGGGAGGGUGUCCUUCCAGAGACGAGAGGGUAUUUCCUCCCCCCGCUUCCUUCCAGGUGUGCCCCUCUUGAGGUUGCCCACGUGACUCUGAGCCCGGCGUCGGUGCCCCAGGAAAACCGGUCCCAUCCGAAACUUUCAGCGUCCGGGACGUGUUCCGGCUCCUGGCGCGUUUGGGUCAGAUACCUUUAACCUGCUUGCCUCGCUCGGUUAAUAGCUGCUACGUGGCAGGCGCGCUAGAGAGACCCGCAAUAUGCCCCGCUCGCUCCAGUCGCAAAUCCCGCUCCGCCCCUUCCCAUGGCAUAGGAUCCGGCUGCCUCGUGUGGGUUAGCAGCGUGUAUUUCUCAUUCUCGCGGAUUACCACAGAAAGGCACGCGGCCUAACAAUACUGCAAAACGUUUAGGAUAUAGACUAAAAUACAGUCGCUCUUCUCCCACAGCUUUGUAAGAUGCUUGCUUCAGUAUACUGAAUGCUGUUUUGAUUUCUAAUGCGCAGGGGCACAUAAAUGUAAUGUACAUGUGUUCUGAUCCAGCAAAUGUUUGAAUUUCUAAUGUGAGGAUAUAAAGCUCUCCCCCCCCCCCCGCCCCGGGUCAGGCCUUUUUAUUGGUCUUUCAGAACAAAGUCCUUGUUAGGAUAUCUGAACCUAAGGGGUCCGGAUCCAGUCACCUCGUGCCCUCGCCGUGAGCGUGAAGGAGUCAAGCAGACACCAGGGUGGGUUUCACAGAGAAAAAGGUUUAUUGCAGAAUCUGCGCAGAGACAGCCAGCGGAAUAGCUUCCAAAGACUGGCCGCCCCCCCAAUUGUCUUGCAAGCAUUCUUAUACUGAAGCUGCAAGCUUGGCUCCUCAGUUGCUCCCCAAUCAACAGGCAGAGAUAACUUCAUUACCUUAUUAGGCUAGCCAAGCCCCCCCUUUGCAUAUAUUGUUUGCUUUGCAUUGUAUAUGUUUGCAUCUUCAGCACAACUGAAGCAGGAAGCCAGACAGGAAAACCACUGCUGGCCUACAUAGCUGGCCUACAUAGCUGGAGCAAUUGUUAGCUGGAGCGCUAAUACAUGGUGGGGUUUACCCCCCCUCUCCCUUCAUCCUCACACCCAGCCCAGUACUUGCUAUCUCCUGACUAUCCGUUCCAUGCCCUCAAUUCAACUUUCUGGUUUAUUACUAGAUGCAUAUCCCGCCUUGCUUUCAAGGAGCUCAAGGCAGCAUACGUGGUUCUCUUUCUCUCCCCUUCUCCCAUUAUCUUCACAAUAACCCUGUGAGGUAGGUUAGGCGCUUAAAUAGAGAACCAAGGUCACCCAGUCAGCUUUAUGGCCAAGUGGGGCUCUGAACCCUUUCUAGAGGGGCCUGUCCAGGUGAUGUUGGGGGCAUAGUGUCAGCCUGUGGUGGUUGUUUUGCGAACAGAUCAUUUGAAGAUCUGCCUACACACACAUUAAACUGCCUAGGCCCUAAGAUCAGUUUUCGAGGCCUAAUGCUGUGAUCUGCCACCAGGCAUGUCCAAAGUCCAUUUCAGGGGCUUAAUCCGGCCCGGUGGUCAAUUUAAUCUGGCCCCCGUGGCAGUAUAUGUCCUGGGGUAAAAUCCUUUAAAAAGCUCAGCAACUUCAGUCCCCCCAAAAAUGUCAACAAUUUUGGGGUAAAAUUGUAAAAAAAGCUCAGCAAUUUCGGUCGGCCCUCACAUGUUCACUUCAUCAGAUCUGGCCCUCUUUGAAAAAAGUUUGGGCACCCCUGCCACUAAGGUUGUUGGGUACCAGGGGACAGGACCUUUGGUGGCACCACACCUGUGGAAUUACUUCCCAUGAGUUCCUUUUGUGGUGUUUAACUGGACUUUACAGACGUUAUACUUCUGCCAAGCAUUUAUCUUACUGCUGACACCCCCAUAUUUGCUUUAUAAUCUGAUGUCUGUGUUAAUUUGUUUUGAGCAUUUAUAGUGUAAACCGCCUUAUGAUGCUUUGCCCAAAAGGUUGGGGUGGAAAUAUUUUAAAUAAAUAAAAUUACCUAAGAAAAGGUAAGAGAGAAGAAAAAUUGUAAGGUUCAAUUUGUUUUAUGAUACUUGAUUAUUACCUCUGGCUAAACUCUUUAGCACUAACUUGGCAGAGUAAGUCUGGUAGCUAGCGCAGUGGAUUCCCCUACCUUGGGGGCUUUUAAGCAGAGAUUGGUUGGCCAUCUGUUAUGGAUGUUUUAGUUGAUUCCUGCAUUGCAGGUUGGGCUAGAUGACCCUCUGGGUACUUUACAACUCUACAAUUCUACAAUGCUGUGGCUCUCCAGUAAAGAACCACACUGAAGAAACAACCUAAUCCAUUUCCUGGUUGCCAAAUAAAUACAAAUAAAGGGAUUGCCGUACUUCUAAAAGGUCUCUCUACAACUGACAUAUUGUAGACCUUUCAAAAGGAGAAACUUCUGGGAAUGUGCUACAGAGGGCUAAGGAGGCUACUUUCAGCAGAGCAUAGAAACUGAAACAUGGUAUAUGAGGGGUAUGCAAAAGGUAAAAUUUAUUCUUUAAGUCAGCCUUUGCCAACCCGCUACCAUUGGACUAUCAUGACUGUCAGCUCCAGCCAGCAUGGCCAUAAAGGCUGGGGCUCAAGGAAAAUAUGUCAAAAUUUGUUCAGAAUGUCAAUGGCACCAAAUUGGCAAAGGCUUCUCUAAGCCAUAACCCCUCUUAGAUUUUAUUAGUGCGGAGGCUUUAAAUUACUGCUCGUAUUUCUUGAAAUUUAAUAUGAUAAAAGUUUAGACUAAUUUUUUAGUAUUGAAUUAGUAACAAGAAUGGAGGGAAUUAACUAAAAAGUUUAUUUUAAAACAUUAGUUCAUUGAACAUGCUAAAAAAAAUGCAAUAAAUUUAGUGACGUGGGAGUAUUUGCUUCUCAUUUCAAUUUUACUUUGUUUUUUUAAUUCAGAUCCUCCUGCAAGCUUUUUUUCCCAGAAGACCCUGUGAAGAUUAUCAGUGCAAAGGGCCAGUAUAUGUAUGAUGAAAAUGGAAACAAGUACCUUGACUGUAUCAACAACGUUGCUCAAGGCAAGCGUGAAACCACAUUCUUGUUAAUAAGCACUCACAGGCCUAAACUACAUUUAUGUGUACAUUCUUGUAAUGGUAACCUGCUGGCCCAAUUUAAACUGGACAAAACUGAUUCUGGCCAGUGAAACCUGGCUUGGAAAAUCAGGGGCUUAAGUGUGUGCACUUAAUCAUUUCCCUGCAGUUAACCUGUUCCUUAUCGCAUACACAGACAUCCAAAUUUGCCCCAUGUGACAAAUGUUUGAUCUCUUCACAAAUAACUCCAGUGCAUGCCCAUUAAACCUCAGCCCUACAGCUCCAUGGCCAGCAGUGCCAGAUCAGGCACCUGGAUAGGCUGGCAUGACAUGGUAGGAAGGCAACUAUUACGCCUAUCUGUACAGCCUUUGUACAGGCAUUGUUUGGCUAGCCAGUAAGCCAAGUCACCUAUACCCUGACCUGAUACAAGACCUCCACUGCUAGAGGGAAUAUGCCUUUGAAUACCAGUUUAGAAUCACAAGUGUGGAGAGUAGAUAUGCUCUCGGGUCCUGCUUGCGAGCUUCCCCAUAGACAUCUUGAUUAGCCACUGUGAGAACAGAAUGCUAGACUAGAUGGGCCUUUGGCUCUUAUGUUUUAAAUUUUGCAUGGUUUUUUAAGGACAUUGUCAGGGGUUCAGGGAGAGAGGCACAGGGUAGGCAGGAGAUGGAGAGCGAGGGGGAGGAAUUCCAAGCCAGCGAGGAAGAGGAUGACAAUGACUCAAGAGAUUCCAUGAGUCUUUCCAGCGAAUCAGAGGAUUCCCAGAAGGGGGCGCCGGUGGUCAAGGCCAAUGCAGCCCCAGGGGGGAAGUGUCAGGAGCAGGGUGCUAGCGGAAGAUCCCAAAGUGGCAGCUGGGCGUCAGGACCAGCCUCCCCACCAGAGUGCAGCGAAGGGGUGGAGUUUCCAGUGUGUCAGAGGAAGCAGCUCCAGCAGCAGAGAAAGGAGGGGGUCAGGGCAAGCCGCCCUCCCGGAGGGGGGGGAGCAGUGAAGGGAGUAGUGUAACUGUCAAAAGGAAAGUUAGAGGUUUGGCGCGCGCGCCUAGUUCAAAUGUAGAGGCGCGCGGAAGUGCAGGGAGCCCGGAGGAGGGGCCAGGUCCCAAAGCCCGCAGGAGGGGGGGAAGAGCAGUCUGGGGAUUCCGCGUCAGAGGAAUCCAGGAGGGGCGAAACCCCAGUGGGCAGAAGGACCCUGCGGAAAAGGAAGGAGAGAAAGAGGUGGAGCAGCGCAAGUCUCUUAAAUUGGUGCAGGGGAGAAACUGACUCAGAGGGGACUUCGGCGGUCUAGCGUAAGAGACGUAAGGCUGCGCGCCUAGGAUGUCAAGCAAACCAUGAACUGCAAUAAACACUUUUGUAUAUAAGAAGACAUAGGCGUUGGUCUUUUGUGAGCUAAGACCUGAGGCAGCCUUGACAGACAUAUAUAAAAUAAAGGAGUCAGAGCCAACAUUUGCCUUAAUAGCAUUUAUGGACACUUGGCAUUCUCUCAUCUUGCAUCUUCCUUAUUUUUCAGUUGGACACUGCCAUUCAGAAGUGAUCAGAGCAGCACAUCAACAAAAUUUGGCACUAAAUACAAACUCUCGGUAUUUGCAUGACAAUUUGGUGGACUAUGCACAAAGACUCUCUAAUACAUUGCCUAAGAAGCUGUGCACUUUCUAUUUUUUGAAUUCAGGGUAAGUUUGUGACACAUUGCUUAAUAGGACUUCUUCAUGAGCACCAUUUCAAGCUGCAUUUCUUCUAAGGCUGCAGUCCUGUACACGCUCCCUUGGAAGUAAAUAUCAACUGCUUAGUAAGAAUAUGUAAGAUGAAGCAAUUAACUUUAAAUUAGUCACACUAGAAAUUGACUAACUUUUUCAUUGUAGGUCAGAAGCCAAUGAUCUUGCUCUGAGAUUGGCACGGCAGUAUACAAAACAUGAGGACAUACUUGUGGUGGACCAGUAAGUAUAUAUAUAUACUUUUAACAAAGUAAAAUUAUAAAGCAAACCUGGGAAUUUUCAUUUAACUUUUGAAGAGAAAGUUAAAAUGCCCAAUGUAGACAUGUUUUUACUAGAAAGUUGGGAGUGUCUUAGGGUUUAUUCUCUUGCAUAAUUUUUUUACAUUUGAAUCCUGCCCUUCUUCCAAGGCGUCUCAGAGCAAGGUACGUGAGCUUCCCAGGCAACUUACCACCCAGGUACUUGUCAAGCCUAGACCUGCUUCUGUUUCUGAGCCAGGAGUACAUCAGGUUCCUUAAGUCCAUUUUCUGGGCCCCAGGUUGCAUGUUGUCAACAUCAAGGUACAGUACAUACAACCUUGCAGGAAAUUACACUGUGCUACCAAUGGAAUGGGCACUGUGCUUCUUGACUAAAUCAUAAUUUAUACUGUCAUUACAAGAGCUUGAAGAAACAGAAAAUUUAUCUUCCAGGCAGCUGCUUGCCUUCUCCAGAAAGGGGCAACAGAAUGAAUAUGUGAAGUGCUUAAGCACAGCAGCUUCAGUUUGGCAGUCUAAAUGCUGCAAAAUCUCUGGUAGUCCCAGUGAAUUAAUGUAGACUUCACUGUGUGGUUCUACUGAUUGUUUGUUUUUAUUUAAAGUGCUUAUCAUGGACAUCUGACAUCCCUGAUUGACAUAAGUCCAUAUAAAUUCAGAAAUCUAGAAGGCCAAAAGGAAUGGGUCCAUGUGGUAUGCAAAAGAGAGCGUACUUUGACCAUUUUCCAUUAAUUUCUAAUUCAUCUAAGCUCUGAUGAUGUGAAUAGCAAUUACACUUUCUUUGGACAGGCUCCUCUUCCUGACACAUACCGAGGAUUAUACAGAGAAGACAAUAAGGAUCCGGCCACAGCAUAUGCCAAUGAAGUGAAAAAAAUAAUUGACCAAGCACAGCAAAAAGGAAGAAAGGUAAAAUAAAGAGUUAAGUGGAAUAUAACCUUUCAUCCGUCAUAUAAUGUCAACCUGACUUUAAUGUAUUCUGAAAAUUUUUCACAUGUAAUGUGUAUAUUUCAUCUCAAGGAGUAACUGCGCUGAAAAGGUUUCAGAUAAUAAUUUAUCUUCUGCGUGUACAUAUACCAUUUGCUCAAUAAACAGAGAUUUGUGUGUGUGGAAGGCAGGCAGGCAGCCUAGUACUGUAUGAAGACUUCUGAAUUAGGAACACAAAAUGCUGAUACAGCUUGAAAUGUGGCAUGCAUACCGCUACAGACUUCACUUCAUUUUAUCUUUUCAGUUUGCUGCCUUUUUUGUGGAAUCUUUACCAAGUGUUGCUGGACAAAUCAUUCCACCACCUGGUUAUUUCCAAAAGGCAGCUAAGUGAGUAUUGCUUUUUAACUUUCCUUAUAUAUUUUCCCACUCCCAACUAAACUGCUUUGUUUGAGCUUCUGGCUAAGGACUUUUGGUGCUGUUGUGAACUCUGCCAAAGUUAAGCACUUUUAAAUCCCAUUGAUUUCAUUGGGAGAAAUAGCCAUGUGUCACACUGAAAACAAUAAGGCUUAGAAGUGUGCAACUAUCUUUAAUGGAAAUAAUUAUCUUACUUGCUGUUCAAUUUUGUCAGCACUGAACAAUUUUUUGUUCAUUGUGCUUAUUGCAUUUUUAAUUUUAAGGAAAUUUAAUAUUUUGAAGCACACAAUCAAAUAUUCCAACUUUUAAAAUGAGAAUCAGCUACUAAACUAAUUAUAAAUUUAUUGGGUUUUAUACUCCUUUAUACCUGUGUGUGAUUUGGCUUUUUUAAUAGGCACAUACACAGCGCAGGAGGUGUAUUCAUUGCUGAUGAGAUUCAAGUUGGCUUUGGAAGGGUUGGCAAACAUUUUUGGGCAUUUCAACUUCAAGGAGAGGAUUUUAUUCCCGAUAUUAUCACCAUGGGAAAACCAAUUGGCAAUGGGCAUCCUGUUUCUUGUGUAGCAACGACAAAGGAAAUUGCAGAGGCGUUUUCAGCAACAGGAGUAGAGUAUUUUAACACGGUAACUUCCCAAAUCCGUAUUGUGUGACUGCAAACUACCUGUGAAAGACAUCUUUAAUUAGACAUUUUUGUUUAAUGUAAAGAUAAAGGUACCCUGACCGUUAGGUGCAGUCGCGGACUCUGGGGUUGUGCACUCAUCUCGCUCUAUAGGCCGAGGGAGCCAGCCUUUGUCCGCAGACAGCUUCCGAGUCAUGUGGCCAGCAUGACUAAGCCGCUUCUGGCGAACCAGAGCAGCGCAUGGAAACGCCGUUUACCUUCCCGUGGUACCUGUUUAUCUACUUGCACUUUGUGCUUUCGAACUGCUAGGUGGGCAGGAGCUGGGACUGAACAACGGGAGCUCAUUAUGUCGCGGGGAUUGAACUGCAGGUCGGCAAGCCCUAGGCUCUGUGGUUUAGACCACAGCGCCACCAGUGUCCCAGUUUUGUUUAAUGUACUUUCAUAUAAACUGUUGUAGUGUGCUGCUUUUAGAAUUCCUUUCAAUUCAGAUUAGUCCACUACUAAAUGUAGAAAGCUUAUCUCUACUUUGUGAUUUUCUUCCCCCGGCCCCGGGUUCAGUUUGGAGGAAAUCCUGUGUCCUGUGCAAUAGGUAUAGCGGUCUUGGAUGUGAUUGAGAAGGAACAGCUUCAACUCCAUGCCCUCCAGGUGGGAAGCUUCCUCAUGGAACUACUCAAUCAGCAAAAAGCAAAACAUCCUCUAAUUGGCGAUGUCAGGUAUCAAUUUCUUUACAAUCCAAUCUUUAUGUGCUUUAACUAGUAACUAUUUCAUCCUCUUUAUAAAGAGAAAGUACCUGCCUUACCGCCACUUGCCAUUUUUAAAAAUGGAGCAUUAAAUGGAGAAGCCAACUUACAAAAUCUAUGCAUUGCAGCUUGUUGCCUUCUUACUGAUACCCUUUUUCUUUUAAAAGGGGUGUUGGAUUGUUCAUUGGAGUAGAUUUGGUGCAAGAUCAAGAGAAAAGAACCCCUGCUACUGAAGAAGCAGCCAUCAUCGUAACAAGGUAUAUAUGGCUUCCCCAUCCCUGAUCAACACUAAUUCAUUGUGUCCCCUCACUUUUUCCAGAUUUCUUGUAUGUUCAGAGUUGGUCAUGUGAAUAUUACAAGUGGAGAUAUGUGGAGCCUCUAAGCCAUUCCUCCCUUUGCACUUACCUUCUAUCCAUCACAGGUAUCUGUGGGUGUUUAUUCCAAGAACCGGGGGCAGAGAAUAUACAGCAGGGGUAGGAAACCUGUGGUCCUCUGGAUGUUGUUGGGAUUCCCAUCAACAAGAAAUAAGAGUUGUAAUUGGAGCAUCACAGGUUCCCCACCCUAGCCUAAAGCGUGAGUGCAGAGGGAAGAAAAGGAAAGCACACCAACUCACUCUCUCAUAAACUGCAUCAAAGCUAAAUGAUUCUUGUGUCUUUUUCCUUCCCAGUUUGAAUCACAGUCCUGUCAGCAGCACCUUCCAAUUAUUCUGGGUAGCAAACAUACCCCAGCAUAAGUCCCAAUUUGCCUGCAAGGACAUUGGAUGUGGAGCAGGUCUAGCUCAUGCCACUGAUACUAGCAUGGUUGAAGACUUCAGGCCUGCUGGGAUCAGCUGUGCAACAGUUUCCCAUUGGGAACUUGGAUCACAGCCAAUCCAUGCAGAAAGCAGCUUUGCCAGUCCUUAGGUUGGUACUUGGGAAGUGCUUUGUGCAGCAGUUCCCAAGUGCCUUUCAAUCAAGCAACUGUCUGUCAGGUACUUGGGAAGCACUGUACAAGGGAGGGAGGUGGGACAAUACAGCUGUCAAUCAGCGGACUUUGUCCACCUGAUUCAGAACACCCCCCACCUUGGUGUACUUUUUGAGACAUGUGAUAACAGAAAGUGUUCUUGGAAAAUGGCUUGGGAUCCAUAUUUUAUUAUUUUAAUGUAAACUGUGCUCAUUUAACUGACAUUUUUGUAACCUGCCUGGAACCAUUUGGUAAAGGGUGGACUGUAAGCACAAUAUAUGAGAGUAAGUAUGGGGGUCAGCAUACACUGAGGGCAAUAGUAAGGGUCUGGCCAAUCAACCAUCUUUAUAAGUUUAUUAAACAGGAUUCCUCUUUCCUUCCUUGUCUACCUCUGCUAAGUUAUUCACAGCGAGAUUCUGUGGAUUCUCUGCUGUGAGCUCAUAACCUUUCUGGAGCAGACAGGCUCCAUGCUCAUUGCAGGGAACUACUGUGAUCAACCUGGUGCAGAGUUCAUUAGACACAAAUCAAAACUGUCAGGUGCCGCCCAAUUGACUUAUUGGGUUCUGACAUACUGUGAGUAGGCCCACUGAAAUUAAUAGUAAUGGCCAGUGCUUUUUUCUAGAAAAAGUGGCAGUACUCACCAAAGUUGUUACAGCAAGUACCAGGAAAAAAAGCACUGGGUAGAGGUAAUAAAUUAUUAGUAUUGUUGUAUGCAGCCCAUAAUAAAAAACUGCAUCAUAGUAAUAAAAAAAGCCUUCUGAGCAAGGCAAAGAAAAACAAGCUUUUGCAGCGGGAGACAGCCAAGUGGAGGCACUUCCUUCCCCCCCUCGCUUCAUCCAUCCAUCUCUGCCGCUCCCUCAAAUGCUGAUCAGAAAGAGGGUGGGAUGUUGUGACACAUACAAUUUAUUUUUGCAAAGACAAGAGUCUGCUUCUCUCUGUCCGCCUGCCCCAUCCCCUUGAUGCUGAUGUUUUCCAACAGGUGCCCAGCUGGGCAUGGCGGUGGCUGAUGCUCCUCCAAUACCUGUAGGUCUGUGGCAGGACGUAGUUUCCUCGGCCAAGAAUCAUGUGCGCCAGGCCCCCUCCGCAGGUUCUCCCAUAAGGAUGUCCAGUGGAGCCCCCCACCCCCAAUUCUCUCCCAGAAAGGGCAGGUAGCCAUAGGCAAGCUUAAAGCAUCAGGGGACUGGCUAGUGGAGUGAAGAAGGUGCAGCAGCAACAAUCACCAAAAGAAAAAAUGUGCUUGCCAAUAUCCACCCUCCUGUGCCACAGUUGCCCUAGCAAUGGCGGCAGCAGCAUGAUCACCCAGCAAAAACAGGCAAAAGUCUCUGCCGCCCCUUCACAUUAUGCUCCCUCUCUUCCCCACCCCACAAACUGAGCCUGGCCCAUCCUGCCAGAGUAGCUCCCUCCCCCUCUCCCUCACAGCCGUGCCCAAGCUCCACCCAAUGUUGCAGCAGGGCACCCAUGCGGGAAAAUGCAAGGCCCCACAACAAGCAAGAAGGGAAGGGAGAGUGUGCAGUCAUUUCCUAACCUUGCCCUGUGGCAUGCUCAGCUUUGCCUCUCUGCCCUUGUCACCCAGGAUUAGUUCCUCCUACCCAAAUAUCUGGCAAACACAUCUAUUCAUAAUUAUAUUUAUUAAUCUGUGUUUUUUCCUAGAAAAAAUAGUGAUGGUACUGUACACCAGUGUAACCCGCCAAAAAAAGCACUGGUAAUGACUUACUUGGGUCUGCUCUGAGUAGUGUAUUUGGAUAAAACUCUCAGUGUGCAAAAAGCCACUAGCUCUGGGGCCCAAUUCUAGUCCACUUCAUGGAGCAGGAAGAAAAUCCCCUUUGCUGGUAGUGUUGAUAAGCUCUUUGCAGCUACUGAUAGCUUGCAGUGGUGCUUUUAGUAGAGACUGUAUACUGUGGCAGUGACAGAAUAGCUGACAAGAGAUUUUACCACUAGUUACUUCAAUCAGCCAUUUUUUCCUUUUUAAAAAAUCUAGAUUAAAGGAAGAAUUCAUUAUGUUGGCUACAGAUGGUCCAGGCAGAAAUGUGCUUAAGUUCAAGCCACCGCUCUGUUUCAAUGCAGAAGAUGCAAAACUGGUUGCGGACAAACUUGAUAAAAUAUUAACAGGUAAGGAAGGAAAGUACGCUGAGAAACAAAUCCUGCACCUACACAGAACAAGAUUUACAUUGCUGAAUGAUUUAAAGUGUGUUUUACGUGUUGAUUGCCUGUUAUUCUUUGCAACUCAAGCGGGGGGGGGGGGGGCUAAUCGCGGAUUUUUAAAGCCCAUGGAAGAAAAUCAAUUCUGUGCUAUAUGUAUGUGCACUGAGGCCCCAACACCUUCCCCAGUGUAAUGACUUCUUUCAGUAUGCCAUUCAUGACAUGCAAGUCUUCUCAUACAGCUACCUUUCUCAGAGAAGGGGAUUGGGGAUGAGCACAUAUUGAAACACUGCAGCCAUGCCGCUUUUCCAUGUGGAAACCCUUUGUUUUGGUUGCUAUUUUGAGAUGUAGCUACAUUUAGUCUAUAUUCUGUUCUGCCCAUUCCACCUGAAUUCUGAUGCAAAGACGACAAAGAACUGCCAACAGAAACACAAUUGGACACUAAAAGCAAGGGGCACACUAUUCUGAGUCUAGCUCAGGAGCAAACAGAGGAACAGCAUACAGUGGGUGGGGGAAGAUGAUGUCAAAGAAUCAACUUUAGCACCUUCAGGAAUGAGAAUAAAAUUUGUAUUGCUGGAAGAAGAACCAGUAAUAUUGGUCUUUGCCACAGGGAGAUCAUCUAAUUAAUACUGUUGAAUAUUCUACAGAGCUAGAGAAAAGAGAAGCUUAGAGAAAGUUCACUUCCACUACCUUCAUAUGGUAAGUAUUCAGGUAAUCUGAUGAUAAAAAAAGAGUCAAAUACUCCAUGAAGGAAUCCAGUCAAUUCAUUAAUCUAAAUACACAAUGAAUGUACACAAUUAUAUCCUAGCAAUGUAUAAUCUACAAUAAGCAUGUUAUUACAAAGUAUUAAGGAAACUUUCACUGAGCUUUGAAAUGAGAAUAUUUAAUUCUUUCAUUCCAUCUCUUACAGGUUACAGACAUGGUGCUGAAUUCUACCAUGUUUCUAAUAUAUUUUACUUAAGCUACAAUACCAAAAAUACUACCUUUUCCCAACUACAAUUAUUAAAUUUAUUGUCUUUGUUGUAAUACUGAUAGUACAUAAAUUCAAAGCUCUACAGAUGUUAUUUGUUAAUCCAACUCUUCAUGCAGUGGAGUAAAAAUCAGUUGAUUUAUCCAGAAAACAAACUGCUUUAUUGGUUACAGAACCUAAACCACAACUUACACUCAUUUCUGUUUAUAUUAUAAAAUUAGCACCUUCCAGUCAUUUGUGGGCAUGUUUUCUUCCUUCCUAACAAUAAAGCAAGCAAUGGCUAAAGUUAGCAAAGCUUAUACCUAAACAUACCAACAUUUUAAUUAUGCGGGAAUCUUUUCUAAGUUUUGUAGGGAUACGCAUUUCAGAGAAAAAAUACUUUUUUCCAAAUGUUUUCAACAAGCAAUUUUACAUGGAAAGUGUUUACCUACCAUCAAAUCCAUGUUAUAUUUUUCAUUCAGGAUCAAAGGGAGGUACUAAAGAACUAUUAAACCAGAUAGCAGAUUUGGCUAUGCUAAUAAAAAAUAACAGUUCAUUCUUUAAAAAAAAAGUUUUACUUUUAGAUGACAUAGAUUUAGGAACUACCCACCUGCAUUAUUUAGAACUAAUUUGCUGGUUAAAAUUUUACUGUGUCCCUAUCAGCAGUGACCUUAUUUCAUAGUAUCUCUUCAGACUGCUGGCUCCUAGUGCUACAGGUAUGGAAGGACAAUUUUGAGCAUGCUUCUUAGAUUUUCUUUAGAUGCAGUUACACAAAUUUCCAUCUUUAAAAAUAAUAUGCUAAAAAGUGUUUUAAAAUUCAACUUGCUAUCGUUUAACCUGCACUAAUACAAUAAAAUGGUGCUGACCAGAACCACAGCAGUAAACAUGCCAAAGCACAGAUGCAUGGCAACAAGUUCACAUCCCGAUGUGUCAAGACCAUGUCCCCCUCUCUCAAAAAAGGCAAAAGCUACAAUAAGCCACACAUGGAUCUGCACUACUUUUCCAUUCUUUGCACAUGAAAACAUAGGAGAAAAAAAACCACAGGAUGCCAACAAUUUGACAUCAUUUUGCCCCGUAAGGACUCAGUGAAUGGAAGAGUAUGGAACAAUCCAUAAUUGCAUGAUGCAGAGCAGAACUGCCCCACGACACUGGGGUUUUCCUCUUCCACUUAGCCUCCUGAGUAGUGCCUCAUGAUAGUUGAGACAACCUGCUUUUGGGUCAGUAGGGUUUGCUUAUAGGAGCCUUUAGCUUUUGCAUGGGACAAUUUAGAAAUGAAUAAUUACAUUUAGCGAUAAAAAGGCUAAAUCACAGUCUUUUCUUUCAGGCUCUGUUCACUGCAACC